Phanerochaete carnosa HHB-10118-sp is the source of this 4656-nucleotide messenger RNA. RefSeq lists its product as uncharacterized. Gene Ontology annotation, cellular component: nucleus. The record is from RefSeq and is a predicted model, not a curated record. The transcript has 12 exons. Gene Ontology annotation, molecular function: DNA binding; ATP binding; DNA topoisomerase type II (double strand cut, ATP-hydrolyzing) activity. Lineage: Eukaryota; Fungi; Basidiomycota; Agaricomycetes; Polyporales; Phanerochaetaceae. Gene Ontology annotation, biological process: resolution of meiotic recombination intermediates; DNA topological change; sister chromatid segregation. Bases 1 to 4656 code for a protein of 1551 amino acids.
AUGAGCUCGUCGGAGGAGAACUUUGAUAUGGACGUGUCCGGCUCCGAGUUGGAUGACUACGCCCCUGCUCCUAAGAAAACCACGAAGGCCGCUGCGAAACCCAAGGCGACGACGAAGGCCACUUUGAAACCCGCCGCGAAAUCGAAGGCCUCGGCGUCCAAGAAGAAGGUGCUCGUGGACAAGGACGACAACGCGAGCGAUGCAGACCCGGAUGAAGACGAGGACGACGCAUUUUCGAGUGAGAAGCCUGCCGCGCCUGCAAAGAACAAGACCGCAUCUGAGACAUAUCAGAAGCUUACACAACUAGAACACAUUCUCAAACGACCGGAUUCUUACAUUGGAAGCGUAGAGAAGAUCACACAGCCAAUGUGGGUCUGGGACUCGGAGACCAAGCGCAUGGUGAACCGCGAGAUUACCUAUGUUCCUGGUUUCUUCAAGAUUGUGGACGAGAUUCUUGUAAAUGCCGCAGAUAACAAGAUAAACGACCCAAGCAUGGACACUAUCAAGGUCACCGUAGACCCAGAGAACAACACGAUCUCCGUUUUCAAUAAUGGACGCGGUAUUCCUAUCGAGAUGCACUCCACGGAGAAGGUCUACAUUCCGGAGCUCAUCUUUGGACACCUCCUUUCCUCGAGUAACUACGACGACGACGAGAAGAAGCUUACUGGUGGUCGUAAUGGCUACGGUGCUAAGCUAGCGAACAUCUACUCGACCGAGUUCACGGUUGACACCGCGGACAAGAACACUGCACAACGCUAUGUUCAGACGUGGACGGAUAACAUGGGGAAGAUGGGCAAGGCGAAGAUCACCAAGAACUCGAAGAAGGAGGAGCACACACGCGUUACUUUUAAGCCCGACUUGAAGCGCUUCGGUAUGGACUCGAUCGACGAGCACGCACUCGCGCUCCUCAAGAAGCGCGUCUAUGACAUGGCCGGUACUACCAAAGACGUCAAGGUAUUUCUGAACGACGAACGAAUCAAGGUUAAAGGCUUCAAGCAGUACGUCGAACUCUACCUCAACUCCGUCGCGGAGCAGGCGCAGGAAGAGUCUGGUGGCGCCGCGCUGGUGAAGCCGACGAUGAUCUACGAGACCAUUAGCUCUCGCUGGGAAGUCGCGUUUGCCGUCUCCGACGGUACCUUCCAACACGUUGCAUUUGCCAACUCUAUCGCCACGACCAAGGGCGGUACACAUGUCACCUGCAUCGCCGACCAGAUUGCGAAGAACCUUGCUGCUAACAUCCAGAAGAAGAACAAGGGUGCCGCGGUCAAGCCCGCGCAUAUCAAGAGCCACAUGUGGAUCUUCGUCAAUGCGCUCAUCGAGAAUCCAACGUUCGACAGUCAGACCAAGGAACAAUUGACGCUCCCUGCCGGCAAGUUCGGAACAAGGCCGACGCUGUCCGAGGAUUUCAUGAAGAAAGUCCAGAAAUCUUCGAUUAUUGAUCAAAUCCUCAACUGGGCAAACCGCAAGGCCGACAAGGAGCUGAAGAAGACUGACGGGAAAGGACGCAACAGGAUCAAAGGCCUCACUAAGUUGUCCGACGCAAACAACGCCGGUACCAGAGGCGCGCAAAAUUGCACUCUCAUCUUGACAGAAGGAGACUCCGCCAAAUCCUUAGCCGUGGCUGGUCUCAGUGUCAUUGGGCGCGACAACUACGGAGUGUUUCCACUUCGAGGGAAGCUCCUAAACGUCCGCGAAGCCAAGCACGACCAGAUCAUGAAGAACGAAGAGAUUCAAAACAUCAAGAAGAUUCUUGGCCUUCAGCAUAACAAGGAUUACAAGGAUACGAACGAUCUGCGGUACGGCCAGCUCAUGAUUAUGACUGAUCAGGAUCACGAUGGAUCACAUAUCAAGGGUCUUAUUCUCAACUAUCUGGAUCACUUUUAUCCUUCGCUGCUCAAGAUCCCCAAGUUCCUGGUCGAGUUUGUGACGCCUAUUGUUCGCGUAACCAAGGGGAAUCAGAAGAUCAACUUUUUCACAAUCCCCGAGUAUGAGCAGUGGCUGGAAAACACUCCGGAUUCGCACAAGUGGAAGUCCAAAUAUUACAAGGGUCUUGGUACGAGCAAGGACGAGGACGCCCGGGAGUACUUCAGCAGGAUGAACAAGCACAUGAUCCCGUUUGCGACCGUCAAGGACGGUGAACGCGAUCUCAUCGAUUUAGCUUUCAGCAAGAAGAAGGCGGACGACCGUAAGGAGUGGUUGCGUAACCUCGAGCCGGGAACCUACCUGGACCACAACACCAGGGAGAUCUCGGUUUCAGACUUUAUCAAUCGCGAGCUCAUCUUGUUCUCGUAUGCGGACAAUGUUCGGUCCAUCCCCUCGGUUGCAGAUGGCCUCAAGCCCGGUCAGCGGAAGGUCAUCUGGGGUUGUUUCAAGCGUAAGCUGAAAAACGAAAUCAAGGUUGCGCAACUCGUCGGUUACAUUUCGGAAAAGGCUGCCUACCACCACGGCGAACAGAGCUUGAUGAUGACGAUCGUCAACCUGGCGCAGGAUUUUAUCGGCAGCAACAAUGUCAACUUGCUCAUGCCCAACGGCCAGUUUGGUACACGCGACCAGGGCGGCAAGGACCAUGCCUCGGCCAGGUAUAUUUUCACGGAGCCGUCGCCAAUGGCGCGGGUGCUGUUACAUUCUGGAGAUGACCCGCUGCUCAACUACCUCAAGGACGACACGACCGAUAUCGAACCGGAGUGGUACAUGCCGGUUCUACCGCUCAUCCUCGUGAAUGGCGCCGAGGGUAUUGGUACCGGCUGGAGCACGAACGUCCCGUGUUACAACCCUGUCGACAUCGUCGCGAACAUCCGCCGUCGCAUGAACGGCGAGGAGAUGGUACCGAUGCUUCCCUGGUGGCGCGGCUUCAGGGGCACCAUCAAGAAGACGGGCGAUCACAAAUACGAUGUCACCGGUAUCAUCAACAAGAUUGAUGACACCACGGUUGAAAUCACCGAGUUGCCAAUACACAAGUGGACUCAAAACUACAAACAGGAGCUUGAGACCAUGAUGGGCGAAAAGGGUGAAGGUCCCGUCAAGGACUACAAAGAAUACCACGACAAUAUGAACGUCCACUUCGUUGUUACGCUCAGCGAGAAGGACAUGGAGAAGGCGGAAGCGCAGGGCUUAUACGAGUUCUUCAAGCUCACGGGCAAGAUCAACACGAGUAACAUGAUAUGUUUCGACUUUGACGGCAAGAUCAAGAAGUAUGGCUCGCCCGAGGAGAUCGUUGAGGACUUCUAUCCCGUUCGCUUAGCAUGGUAUCAGAAACGCAAGGAUCACAUGGCGGAGCAGCUCCAGCUAGAGCUCGAGCGAUCGACGAACCAAGCGCGCUUUAUCUCCAUGAUUGUCUCGAAGGAGCUCGUUGUCUCCGGGCGCAAGAAGGCCGACGUCAUCAUUGACCUACGCAAGAAAGAAUUUCGGCCCUUUCCCAAGAUCUCGAAGGCCAAGGCCGCUGGCGAGACUGAGGAGGUCGUCGAGAACGGCGAUGAGGACGAGCAGGAGGACAACGACGGAGCGCACGACUACGACUACCUUUUGAACAUGGCGAUCUACAGUCUGACAAAGGAGAGGAUCGAGAAGCUCAAGAAGCAAGCAGCGGACAAGGAAGCUGAGCUUUUGAAGUUGCUCGAGUUAACACCUAUUCAGAUGUGGAACACCGACCUCGAUAACUUCCUUGAACAAUGGAAGAUGAGUUCCGAGGCGUGGAACGAUAGGGCCAUCGAACCGGGCCAGGUUGCCAAGAAGAGCAAGCGCAAGCAGCCAACUCUCGCAGCGAUCAUGAAGAAAGCAGCGAAGAAAGAGAAAGACGAGGAUGACGAGGACGACUUUAAGCCUGGCAAGGCUGGCGCGUCUAAGUCUCGGAAGGCACUAGAUCCGAAGCCCGUCAAAAAAUCGCCGCCCACGGCACCUGUCGUUACGAAGGCAGAAGUCAAAGACGAGGAUUCUGAAGACGACUACAUCAAGCCGGCUGCCAAGAAACCGCCGGCGAAGAAACCUCUGGCGAAGAAGAUCAAGUCCGAAGACGAGGACUCGGACGACAAUUACGCCAAGCCUUCGACGAAAAAGGUACCUACGAAGAAAACUUUGGCGAAGGUCGAGUCUGAGUCUGACGUUGAAAGGGUGGAAGAGAAGAAACCGAUACCGCCAUCGAAGCGGAAGAAGCCUGCGGUGCCAGACGACUCGGACUCUGAGGUCGAGGUUGUGGCAUCGAAAGAGAAGGGUAAGGCGAGGGCUGCACCGGCUGCAGUGAAGCGCAAGAGGUAUGUCGUCUCGCUUGUCCAUUAUAAAAGCGCUGAGCUCAUGUCUCGCAGUCCUGGAAGCGACGCUGAGUCUGAUGACGAGAUGUCUCUCAAGCCCGCAAAGAAGAAAUCGGCGACCGAGAAACCGCUCACUGACUUCUUCGACAAAGCUCAGCCCAAGCCUAAGUCGGCGCCGACGGUGCGGAAGGUCUCGAACAACAGCCAAGCGUCGAAAGCCAAGGCUCCGGCAAAGAAGGCCGCGAAGAAGGUCGUCGACAGUGAUGACGGCAUUUCGAUGGACGAGGAGCCCCCGGUAGCGCGGAAACGCGUUGAAGCUCCGAGGCGGACGGCGAGGGCUGCACCGAAGACGUACAUCGACAUCUCAGACGAGGAUGAAGGCUCUGGUUCGGAAUUUGAAGAUUUCGACUAG